CACACACACACACAAAUAUAUUUGUAUGUAAACUCUGUGUAUCUGAAAUCUUCUGUCACUGCCUCGCUCCUCUUCGCCCCCUCAGGAGGACGGACGAGUCCGGCGGAGGAAGGAAGAGGUGCCCGGGAGGAGCGGAGGGAGCCCAGCUGAGGAGCCCUGCCCGGUCCAGGGCGCAGCUCCCCCGGGAGACGGUGGGGAAAGGCGCGGGGGCUGUGGGGCUGCGGAAGGGCCGCCCCCAUAGGAGCCGGUCCGGAGCCGAGGGGGACCCCAUGAGAGGAGGGUGCCUGGAAAGAGAGGCCAGAAGGAGGGAAAGGUCAACAUGCCCGGAGAAGCCAAGAUGUGCCUGGUGUGCAGAGAAUCCUUCGGAACAAGCGGAAAUCUCCAACGUCAUCAAAGAAUCCACUCAGGAGAGAAACCUCAUAAAUGCUUGGAGUGUGGAAAGUGUUUCAGUCGCAGGGGAAGCCUUUAUAUACAUCAAAGAAUCCACUUAGGAGAAAAACCCUAUGAAUGCCUGGAUUGUGGAAAGAGUUUCAGUCUCAGAAGAAACCUUUAUACACAUCAAAAAAUCCAUUCAGGAGAGAAACCUUAUAACUGCCUGGAGUGUGGAAAGAGUUUCAGUUGCAGGGGAAGCCUUUAUAUACAUCAAAGAAUCCAUUCAGGAGAAAAACCCUAUAAAUGCCUGGAGUGUGGAAAGAGCUUCAGUUCUAUGGGACACCUUUACAGACAUCAAAGAAUCCACUCAGGAGAGAAACCCUAUGAAUGCCCGGAGUGCGGAAAGUGUUUCAUUAGAAAUGAACAUCUCAAACGCCAUCAAAGAAUCCAUUCAGGGGAGAAACGUUAUAAAUGCCUGGAGUGUGGAAAGAGCUUCAGUUCUACGGGACACCUUUACAGACAUCAAAGAAUCCACUCAGGAGAAAAACCAUAUAAAUGCCUGGAUUGUGGAAAGAGCUUCACUCAGAGAGCGCAUCUCAGUCAACAUCACAAAAUUCACACAGGAGAAAAACCAUAUAAAUGUCUGGACUGUGGGAAGAGUUUCAUUAGAAAUGAGCAUCUCAAAAGCCAUCAAAAUAUCCAUACAGGAGAGAAACCGUAUAACUGCCUGGAGUGUGGAAAGAGUUUCAGUCUCAGGGGAAACCUGUAUACACAUCAAAGAAUCCAUUCAGGAGACAAACCAUAUAAAUGCCUAGAGUGUGGAAAGAGCUUUACCAAUUGUGGGCACCUGAGUCAACAUCUAAGAAUUCACACAGGAGAUAAACCAUAUAAAUGCCUGGAGUGUGGAAAGAGUUUCAUUAGAAAUGAGUAUCUCAAAAGCCAUCAAAAUAUCCAUACAGGAGAGAGACCUUAUAAGUGCCUAGAGUGUGGAAGGAGCUUUAACAAUUGUGGGCACCUGAGUCGACAUCUAAGAAUUCACACAGGAGAAAAGCCUGAUAAAUGCCUGGAGUGUGGAAGAAGCUUCAGUGAGAGUGGAAGCCUUUAUAGACAUCAAAGAAUCCAUUCACGAGAAAAACCAUAUAAUUGCUUGGAGUGUGGAAAAAGUUUCAGUUGCCUUUAUAGACAUCAAAGAAUCCACUUGGGAGAGAGGCCUUAUAACUGCCUGGAGUGUGGAAAAGGUUCCAUUCAGUUAGGACAUCUCAGCCAACAUCAACGAAUUCACACAGGAGAAAAACCGUAUAAAUGCUUGGAGUGUGGAAAGAGUUUUAGUCAAAGGGGACACCUUUAUAGACAUCAAAGAAUCCAUUCAGGAGAGAAACCAUAUAAAUGCCUAGAGUGUGGAAACAGCUUUACCAAUUGUGGGCACCUGAGUCAACAUCUAAGAAUUCACACAGGAGAGAAACCAUAUAAAUGCCUAGAGUGUGGAAACAGCUUUACCAAUUGUGGGCACCUGAGUCAACAUCUAAGAAUUCACACAGGAGAGAAACCAUAUAAAUGCCUAGAGUGUGGAAACAGCUUUACCAAUUGUGGGCACCUGAGUCAACAUCUAAGAAUUCACACAGGAGAGAAACCAUAUAAAUGCCUGGAGUGUGGGAAAAGUUUCAGUCAGUUAGGACAUUUCAGUCAACAUGAAAAAAUUCACACCAGAGAGAAACCGUAUAAAUGCCUGGAGUGUGGAAGAAGCUUCAAUGAGAGUGGAAGCCUUUAUUCCCAUCAAAGAAUCCAUUCAGGAGAAAAGCCAUAUAAAUGCAUGGAGUGUGGAAAGAGUUUCAGUCUGAGCGGAAACCUUUAUACACAUCAAAAAAUCCAUUCAGGAGAGAAACCAUUUAAAUGUCUGGAGUGUGGACAGAAUUUCAGUCUGAGGGCAAGCCUUUAUAGACAUCAAAGAAUCCAUUCAGGAGAAAAGCCAUAUAAAUGCAUGGAGUGUGGAAAGAGUUUCAGUCUGAGCGGAAACCUUUAUACACAUCAAAAAAUCCAUUCAGGAGAGAAACCAUUUAAAUGUCUGGAGUGUGGACAGAAUUUCAGUCUGAGGGCAAGCCUUUAUAGACAUCAAAGAAUCCAUUCAGGAGAAAAGCCAUAUAAAUGCCUGGAAUGUGGAAAGAGUUUCAGUCAGAGGGGAAGCCUUAAUACACAUCAAAGAAUCGAUUCAGGAGAGAAACCUUAUAAGUGCCUGGAGUGAGAAAAGAGUUUCAGUCAAAGGGGAAGCCUUUAUGGACAUCAAAGAAUCCAUUCAGGAAAAAAACCAUGUAAAUGCCCGGAGUGCGGAAAGAGUUUCAGUCUGAGUGGAAACCUUCAUAGACAUCAAAAAAUCCAUUCAGGACAAACCAUAUAAAUGCCUGGAGUGUGGAAAAAGUUUUAGUAAUAUGUCAGUCACCAUCAUAAAAUCUGCAUAGGAAAGCAACCCUAUAAAUGCAUAGAAUGUGGGAAAAGCUUCAGACAGACUGAAUAUCUGAGAAUACAUCAAAGAGUUCACACUGGAGAAAAACCCUAUAUGCCUGGAGCGUGGAAAGGGUUUCAGUCAGUUAGGACAUCUCAGCCAAUA
Python bivittatus (Burmese python) is the source of this 2974-nucleotide messenger RNA. RefSeq lists its product as uncharacterized. Gene Ontology annotation, cellular component: nucleus. Gene Ontology annotation, biological process: regulation of transcription by RNA polymerase II. The record is from RefSeq and is a predicted model, not a curated record. NCBI's taxonomy places the organism in Eukaryota, Metazoa, Chordata, Lepidosauria, Squamata, Pythonidae. Gene Ontology annotation, molecular function: DNA-binding transcription factor activity, RNA polymerase II-specific; RNA polymerase II transcription regulatory region sequence-specific DNA binding.